Truncatella angustata is the source of this 578-nucleotide messenger RNA. RefSeq lists its product as uncharacterized. The transcript has a single exon. Lineage: Eukaryota; Fungi; Ascomycota; Sordariomycetes; Amphisphaeriales; Sporocadaceae. The record is from RefSeq and is a predicted model, not a curated record. The coding region runs from base 105 to 509 and encodes 134 amino acids.
CUUUUGGUGAUUGCGGACCCAUCUUCACUUUGAUGAUGCACAUAUCCUAACCAAUUGGCACUCAACAAACAACUCAAGCUUGCACCAGAUUACGACAGUCAGUAAUGCCGGCAUCUGUCGAAUCGUCAAAAGCAACACGGGUUGCGAACAAAUCCGCAGCGCCCAGGGUUCCUCCCCUGCCCUACAAAGCCAGAACCGCAGCCGACGCAGCAGCUGGUCAGAAUUCAGCGUUGAUGCCCUCCGUCGAGGCACACGCAGCUUCUGCAGCACCUGUGCGAGCAGCCGCGAAAGGCUCUACCGUCAGUCUCCCGCAGAGCCUACGAGCUCCGACACCGAAGCCAUUCGAUCCUUCGAGUCCCGCAUACAAGGCCGCGUCGAGGAAAUAUGUUGGCUUCAUGGUCGCAAUGCCCAUCUUGCUCGUCACUUCCUAUGUGCUCUUCGAUCGUCUAGCUCUGGGGCACGAGGCAAAGAGCUUCGACAAGCAGGAGACUGCCAGGAGCAUUGUAUGAGCAAGUGGUCCGGCAUACGUACUUGAAAAGCCAUGUCGGAGGAAUGUGAACGACUUUGGCGCCAUUCGA